Exophiala spinifera is the source of this 1527-nucleotide messenger RNA. RefSeq lists its product as uncharacterized. The record is from RefSeq and is a predicted model, not a curated record. Gene Ontology annotation, biological process: transmembrane transport. Lineage: Eukaryota; Fungi; Ascomycota; Eurotiomycetes; Chaetothyriales; Herpotrichiellaceae. The coding region runs from base 1 to 1527 and encodes 508 amino acids. Gene Ontology annotation, molecular function: transmembrane transporter activity. The transcript has 4 exons. Gene Ontology annotation, cellular component: membrane.
AUGGCAAGCGCAUCGGCCAAAGAUGGUGUCAAAGUGUUUGGUGAAUCGCCGGCCUCGAGCCCGCCUUACAUAAACGGUGCCGAUGAGUCAAUCGAACAAACCCCCGACGGCACUGAUCAUGAACCCGACGUCGACGUCCUGCAGAACCGCUUUCAGGACGAGUCCGUCCGAGCCAAAGCAGAGUUACACCUACGGCGCAAGAUUGACCUGCGGCUAUGUACCAUCGCCGGCAUACUGUGCAGCCUGAAUCUGCUGGACAGUGGAAUCAUCUCAUCGGCCUCGGUGACUAGCAUGCUGUCCGAUUUGGACCUCGUCGGAGACCGCUACUCAGUGUCGAUAUUCAUAUUCACGGUCGCGUCAAUCUGCUUCCAGCUCCCUUCCACCAUUUUGCUCCGGCUUGUUGGCCCCAGAAUCUUCUUCGCCACUAUAACUUGUGCUUUCGGCAUCAUCACCAUGUGUACUGCGGCCAUAACUACAUGGAGACAGAUGAUUGCACUGAGAGUCCUCCUCGGUAUCUCCAUGAGCGGUGUCUUUCCCGGACUGACAUAUCUCAUUUCGACCUACUAUACCCGGAGAGAGCAGCAACUGCGCUUUGCCAUCCUUCAGUCGGGCGAGAUCACGAUUCUUGCGACCGGAUCCAUCGUCAACUAUGGCCUCAACCAUCUCGACCACCGCCACGGCCUUCGUGGAUGGCAGUACAUGUACCUUGUCCAAGGUGCGGUCACCGUCUUCCUCGGCAUCGUAACAUAUUUCUGGAUGGUUGAAUUUCCUGAUCAAUGCGAGAAUUCGUUUCGCUUCCUGUCGGACGACGAAAAGAUUUUGGCCCUCUCGCGUAUCAAUGAGGAUCGGCGCGAUGGCGGAAAGCCUGAACCUCUCAAUGUGUCCGCCAUUCUGGUCAACUUCCUGGACGUCAAACUAUACGUCUUCUGUACACUGUUCUUCCUUCUGAACAUUGUAUCCACAGCCCUCAGCUACUUUCUGCCGAUAAUAUUGCAAAGUGGAAUGGGCUUCGACACUAACAAGGCAAUCUUGCUUUCCUCGCCGCCGUACUACUACGCCGUGAUCCCCGUCCUGAUAUCCUCGUAUGUCGGCGACAGGUAUCGAAUCCGGGCACCAGUGAUCAUCUUCAACGCCAUAUGUCUGAUUGUGGGAUUCUGCAUGCUCGGGUUUCCAAGUCAAGUGACAGUUAGAUACAUCGGUACUUUUCUCGCCACUGGAGCUUACAUCUCAAACUGGGCGGCACUGAACGCUUAUCAAGCCAACAACGUGGUUGGACAAUGGAAGCGUGCCACGGUCGCAGCCGCCAUUUCAGCUUGUAAUGGACUGGGCGGAAUUGCCGGAAGCUAUAUCGUGCGCCAACCUGAAGCGCCUCGCUACUUGACGGCGAUAUGGGUGAGUAUAGGGAGCCAUAUAGCUAUGAUCGCUGUUGUUAUGGGUUGCACACUAUGGUUCUGGGAUGCGAAUCGCCGAGCUAGACUCGGUGACCGGCUGAUAGAAGGGGUUGCGAGUUUCCGCUACACCUACUAA